Molecule: messenger RNA, 866 nt
Organism: Tachysurus vachellii
Lineage: Eukaryota; Metazoa; Chordata; Actinopteri; Siluriformes; Bagridae
Product: complement C1q-like protein 4
Exons: 4
Coding region: 39-713 (224 amino acids)
Molecular function (GO): protein binding
Source: RefSeq, a predicted model, not a curated record
AGCAAACAACGUCGUAGAAGGUCAGAGAUCUCAGCAAGAUGAAGAUGGAGAGAAACAUGCUCCACACGCUCGUGGUGUUUCUGCUGAUGCCGCUGUCGUGCAGACUGCAGGAACAUGAGAGAUCUUCUCAGGAUGUGUGCGGUGAGCUGAAGCAGCUCAGAGAACUCGUGUAUCAGCAGGCGGCCGCUUUAUCCGAGAUCAAGGUGAAGAUGGUGUACAUGGAGAAAGAGAAAGCAGAUGAAGGAGAGCAGCUGAAGGCUGUGAAGAGCGAACUGGAGAGCAUAAAGAAACUGAACGCUGUGCGGCCGAAGGUGGCGUUCAGCGCCGGUUUACCUGCAGGACAGAGAGGACCGUUUAAUGCUGAAACCACGCUGAUCUACAGUAAAGUCAUCAGCAACAUCGGAGGAGCGUAUAACCCAUUCACAGGUGUGUUCACGGCUCCUGUCAAAGGCGCCUACUACAUCCGCUUCACUGCCGCCGCCUACAGCAGUAACAGCCACAACAUGGGUGUUCACCUGUACAAGAACAGCCAGCAUCUCAUGCACCUGGGCGAGUACGACAAAGACGGAACUGCCAGACACGUGUCUGGGGCUCUGGUGCUGGAGCUGGAGGUCGGGGACGCGGUGUACCUUCGCCUCGUUACCAACUACGCCCUCUACGACGAUACGAUGCUCCGCAACACCUUCAGCGGCUUCCUCAUUUUCCCUUCAUGAUUAAAUCUCAGUCUGUGUCCAGGACCUGUGUUUAAUCUGGUGUGUUUCUGCUGAAUACGUUUCAUGUCGUUAUGUGUGUCACAUCACACCACAUCCAGCGUUAACACUUUACCUCUGACACUGGAGACUCCUUCAAUAAACAGUUUCCUUCUA